Molecule: messenger RNA, 1989 nt
Organism: Ruditapes philippinarum (Manila clam)
Lineage: Eukaryota; Metazoa; Mollusca; Bivalvia; Venerida; Veneridae
Product: mediator of RNA polymerase II transcription subunit 17-like
Exons: 15
Coding region: 43-1968 (641 amino acids)
Biological process (GO): regulation of transcription by RNA polymerase II
Cellular component (GO): mediator complex; core mediator complex
Molecular function (GO): transcription coregulator activity
Source: RefSeq, a predicted model, not a curated record
AAUAUUUUUGAUUCGUUGACACGGCUGAAAUAUUAAAUCAAAAUGGCUGUCGCCGGAGUUUCAGUGGCGAUUGAAGCUGUCCAUGAAAAUCAGAUUCAAGAAGUUUCACUUGAUGGCCAUGAAAUUUUAGUGCCCCCACUGUCUAUGUCAGAAUGUCUGGCAAAGAGUGCACAGAAGAUAGAUUUUGGUGAAGAAGAUGGUGAGGAGAAAGGGAAGACAACUUCAGAAGAAGAUACUGAAGAUAAAGAGAAAGAAGCGUCCACAUUCCAGCCAUCAUUAUGGCCCUGGGAUAGUGUCAGGAACAAACUCAAGACAGCUUACACAGAGAUGGGAGUGUUGUUAGAUGUCCUUAAUAUUGCUAAAGAGAAGAAGUAUAUGGUGCUAGCACAUGUUCAACAAGACACAACAGAACCCAAGUCAGCAACACAACUCCUUGCUAAGAAAAAGGCAUUAGGCUUACAAUCAGUGUGCACAGGACUAUCGACAGCUGCGAGCCUCCUGACAAGUGGGGCUGAUAGGUUGAAACGAUCACAACAAGAGAUAGGUAACAGACAACAAAAUGAGUUCCAUUAUGAACUUCUUAAACUACGACAAAAUUGGAGACUGAAAAAAGUUGGAAAUGCUAUCAUUGGUGACCUUAGUUAUAGAUCAGCUGGAUCAAGGUUUUGGCAAGGAGGAACAUUUGAAGUAAGUAAGAAUACAACAUUACCAUCAGAGCAGACUGAGGGUGGUGUGACCAAUCAUAGUGCACUAGAGGUGAUUAUACCCAGUGAGCUGGAGGGAUCCUCGUACGUUCAAGUUGAAGUUAAAUGUGUGCCAGAGUCAAUGGAUCUGAUGACAGCUACAUUAAGGGUACCAGAUGGGUUUGGGAGAUACCCCUCUGAUGCCCACUGGCAGACUAAACUAGAGGCAGCUCAGAAUGUUCUCUUCUGUAAAGAACUCUUCUCACAGCUUGCUAGAGAGGCUACCCAGUUGAAAAGCAGCGUUCCACAUGUUGUUGUUGCAAACCAAAUCAUUACAAAUAUAUUUCCAAGUGUACAGUUAUCAAUAGUUUUGUGCCAUUCUACAGGGAAAGGGGAAAAGAAAUCUCCUGCCCAGCCUAGUAAAGUUGAACAUAAUCAUGUAUUAGAGCAUUCAUUACACCAAUUAUUACGAGAGGUACAUCAUAAAACACUACAUCUAGAUCCCCCACAACCUGUUACAGCAAGCUUUGGUAUGAGUAAGAGACGGCGCCUGGCUGGACCAUCGGCAAUGUCUCGCUCAGAACUUAAAGAAAUGGCGGACAGUGAAACUCUUCUAGAACAAAUUAUAAAACAGGCAAGACAUGAAGUGUUAAGAGCAAGAACUAUGGCAACAAUAGAUAGACUGGCGACAAAUAUAGCAGAUCCACAGAUCAUGGCUCACUGGAGUUGUCUCAACAGUCCUCUACAAUCUAAUGUUAAAAUCAUCAUUACAUCAAAUGGGUAUGAAGGCUUGAGGUUAACAUGGCAGUCAUUUGACCUUGAAAUAGGAACAGAAGGUAUCAAGGUGGUAACUAAGGACAGAAGAACACUGUCUCUAACAUUUCAGGAGAAAGAGGUUGAAGAUCUCAUUAGAUGGCAGGUAUCACAACAUCAUAUCUCGCUGUCACAGAAUCUGGCUAGACUGAUGGGUUGGCAAAUACUCAGUUAUAAUGGUUGUAGUGGUGUCGGAGAAAUGGAAGACUUUGCUACAGCCUCAUCUAUACAGCUUGUAGCUCCCAACAAUGACAGAAUGCUGUCAGUAAGAAGUGGUCCAACAACAGGACUACAUGUGUUUCUAAAAAUAGAUGAUAAAGAUAACCUUGACCCCAGUAUGGCUGCACUCAUUGACCCAAAAUGGCUGAAUCUAAGUGGAACUUUUAAAGAAAUAGAUAUGGACCAAAUAGAGGGAAGAAAUUUAGCAACAAAACUUGAACUUAUUUUAGCCAUGGUAAAUAAAAAAAGAUGAGUGUGUUAUGCUGACCAUAAU